AGUAGGUGGGAAGAGUUGAAGUGUUACGGGGCGUCCUCAGAACUUUGUUUUCUCGUACCUGCUAAAAAAACUUGGACUUGCACAUCUAACUACGUCUACCUGAAUCACCAGCAGCAGUUCACUGGCUGAAGGCAGAAAAACGAAUAAAACCGCGUAGGCGGCGCGUGCCGACCCGAUCCUCCCACUCCUGGGAGACUAGCUGCCUGACUGGGAAGGGGUCUUCAGUUCUAAACGCUGAUUGGACCCUGUGGAGUCUUCCUGAAGCUGCGUGGGCGCCCUUCCCAGGAGCACAGACCCCGUGUCCUCUGGGGAGUAGUGGAGUCAGCGUCGGGACUGGUGGAACAUGACUUCUAUAAAGGAGCAGGCAGCAAUCAGCCGCCUCCUGAGUUUUCUGCAAGAGUGGGACAAUGCCGGCAAAGGCCUGAGAACACAGAUUCUUACUAAGUUCAUCGAAGCCAACGAAGGGAAGACUGGCCCUGAGCUGGAGCUGGAGUUUUCCCAGGGAGCCAGCUUGUUCCUCAUACGAUUGACCACCUGGCUUAGAAUCACCUAUAUGACUGGCUUGGAUCUAGAGAAGCUCCUGAGGUCCAUUGGCAUCUUCUUGUCUGCCGUGAGCAACAAUCGGUACCUAAUAGAAUUUCUUGAGAUUGGAGGAGUCCUAACACUCUUGGAAAUACUUGGCCUAGAGAAAAUCAAGGAAGAGGACAAAAAGGAAUCCAUCAAACUACUUCAGAUUAUUGCGAAUACCGGCAGGAAGUACAAGGAACUCAUCUGUGAAAGCUACGGUGUGAGAGCCAUAGCAGAAUUUCUGGCAAAGUCUAAAUCAGAAGAGACCCAGGAGGAAGUGCAGAUUCUGCUGGAUGCUCUGGUCCAUGGUAACCCCAAGUACCAGAAUCAAGUAUAUAAAGGUCUCAUAGCUCUGCUGCCCUGUGGGUCCCCAAAAGCCCAGCAGCUGGCCAUGCAGACUCUCAGGAUUGCCCAGGCAAUCAUUGGAGCGACGCACCCCAGCAUUGUGGACUGUGUGUUGAAGGUCCUGGGCACAAUGCAUCUGGAGGUCCAGUACGAAGCCAUCGAGCUGAUAAAGGACCUGAUCCACUAUGACGUGCGCUUGCCACUGCUCAGAGGCCUUGUGGCACUGCUCAUCCCACCUGUCAAGGAAACGUCCAAACUGCAGGCCAAGAUCUUCACGGACUCUCCAGUUCUCCAGAUCACCACCCAGCUACCAGUGUUCCUGCAGCAGGCCGCAGCCGCCAAGACCAUUGGGAUCCUGGCACGCAGUGACUUGAAACUGGCAGAGGAGCUGCUGCACAUGCGUGUGGUCCACAGCCUCAUGACGGCCAUGGGCAACACCGACCACAGCAAUAGCCAGAGACUGGCCAGUCUCACACUAGAGUACUUUGUGCAGCUGUUCCCAUUGGUGGAGGAGCAUGUCCGCAAGGCCAUGGGAGAGGAACUCUACCAGCUCUUCCUUAGCAAUGCCGAGAUCUUGUACACAAAAAUAGAUAGCAUUCAGGCGGACAUCUUGGCAGCCAACAAAGUCAAUGUUACCAAAGGUGAGAAGGGGGUGAGGGGCCGAAAGCCCAGGCAGAGCCAGCAAUCAGGCUUAUGCUGGCUUUGCUGCCCGCAGCCUUACACCUCUGUGAAGGCACCACCGCCAGCUGCCUCAACUUUUGCAUAGGCCCCGGAGAUUUGAACGAUGUGGAAUAUGUCACCCAUUUUGAGAAGCUCAAUUCAGAAUCCAAGGAGUGACAGAGUCCCUGUGGCAAACCAGGAGGCCAAGACUGUGCCUCCUGGAAGGCUGCCUGCCAGGAGGAGGCUUGAAGACAGUGCCACUAGGUUCUGGGUGGGAAACUGGGAGUUAGCAAAUGCAGGGGAAGAGGGGGAGCUGUUGCUGCAGAAGGGUCUAAUAAAGGGUUCGCAUAUCUGUGCUGUGUAGUCGGACUGGAAUGGGAAUCACAAGAGCUUCGUAACUUAACAGGGUUGGGGGUGUUCCUACUUAUGAAAGCAGGACCCAUGACUCUGGAGGAGCUCCAGGGCAUGCUGUGGCCUUAAUGGAGGCCUUCUCCUUUAAGACAGCGGUUCUGAGCCUCUCUAAUGCUGUCACCCUACAUGAGUGAGUGAUGAGCCAUGGGCCAUGGGGGUAAAGUAGUAAGAUGUCUAAUCUUAGAGACACGGAAAAGGAAGUGAUAUAGAGAGUGGAGGGGUCAGGAAAGAAGAGAAAGUGCGUGAGCAUUAACCCCCUGCAGGGAAAACAAAGAAAAUAAUGUGGGGGAUGAAGACGACCAAAUACUUGAAAAGAGGAGAAAAGCAGAGUAUAUCCUCCACCUAAAAUUAUAAAUAACGCUAGUCCUCUGGAACAACCACAGAGCCUGUAAAAAUUGACUAGAAUCUUGAUAUGUUGAUACAAAGUUAUAGAGGAGCCACUG
Messenger RNA from Alexandromys fortis (reed vole), 2426 nucleotides. RefSeq names its product armadillo like helical domain containing 1 (gene Armh1). NCBI's taxonomy places the organism in Eukaryota, Metazoa, Chordata, Mammalia, Rodentia, Cricetidae. The record is from RefSeq and is a predicted model, not a curated record. Bases 344 to 1678 code for a protein of 444 amino acids. The transcript is spliced from 12 exons.